This is a messenger RNA of Suillus plorans, 585 nucleotides long. RefSeq lists its product as uncharacterized. Bases 1 to 585 code for a protein of 194 amino acids. The transcript has 4 exons. NCBI's taxonomy places the organism in Eukaryota, Fungi, Basidiomycota, Agaricomycetes, Boletales, Suillaceae. The record is from RefSeq and is a predicted model, not a curated record.
AUGCACCGCCACCUCAGCACGGCGCGGGAAGGUAAUGGUGGAAACAAUGUGAUGACCAAAAUGUACUUCAUAAACCCUGUCGUCCGGGGUAAUGAAGUCAUCGCUGGCGACACGAGCUCCAUCCGGAUUCAGAAAUUCCACAGUGUAGAUCUGGUGCUUAGGGAUCUGCACGGGUACGGGUACUACUGGGGUACGGCACCUCCUGCAUCAGUAAUAGCGGACGCCAUACUUCCCGCGUGCAUGCUACAACCAGCACCACCACCAACACCGGCACCUAACGCACCUUCCCAAGUCCACCAACUCCACGUUCACAGCGCGCGCGCCCGAAACGCGUCAACAAGUGUUGACGCGAUGCAAACACACGCGGACAACACGCGAAGACGAAAGGACAAGAGAAUCGAGGAAGGGAGAAGGGAUGGUAUAGAGAUGAAGGAGGAAAGAGGAACUCGAGGAGACGAGACUUUGGGCACGCUGAAACAACAACAACGACGUCAUACGCGUCACGUCGCCAGCGCCUAUCUUUGUGCGCCCAGCACUCGCACCACCACAUCAGGAAAACAACUCAAAAUUGAUAUGACCAGUUAG